Molecule: messenger RNA, 1956 nt
Organism: Bombyx mori (domestic silkworm)
Lineage: Eukaryota; Metazoa; Arthropoda; Insecta; Lepidoptera; Bombycidae
Gene: cn
Product: kynurenine 3-monooxygenase
Biological process (GO): L-tryptophan catabolic process; quinolinate biosynthetic process
Cellular component (GO): mitochondrial outer membrane
Molecular function (GO): kynurenine 3-monooxygenase activity; FAD binding
Source: RefSeq, marked provisional
GUAACUCACUGAAGACAUCAGUUGAAUUCGAGACAGACACUCGGAAACAUCGCUCUGUAUGUGAUAAUUAAUUGAAAUAUAUUAAAUAAUAAUAUAUUUCAAUUAAAUCGUUCAAUAUCUAUUCAGUAUUAUUUUUGUAAAAUAUUACAUACAGCACAGCGAUGGCGAAUUUAGAGAAUGGAACGUUCAAGAAACUAGAUGUGGUUGUUGUCGGUGGAGGUUUGGUGGGAUCACUCGAAGCAUUAUUUUUGGCGAAGAGAGGACAUCGCGUUCGCCUGUACGAAUAUCGAGAAGACAUAAGAAAUACUCCACAGGCCCGAGGUAGAUCCAUAAACCUGGCUUUGUCUAUACGAGGCAGAACGGCGUUGAGAGAAGUCGGUUUAGAAGACCACAUGAUCAAUAAUCAUGGGAUCCCCAUGAAAGGACGCAACAUCCACCGAAUCGAUGGUUCCACUUAUAUUAUUCCUUAUGAUUCUAGAACUAAACAAUGUAUUUAUUCCGUUGGACGAAAUUAUUUAAAUGGACUAUUAUUACAAGAAUCUGAAAAGUAUGAAAACGUGGAGAGAUUUUUUAAUCACAAACUGAUAGCAUCAAAUUUGAGAAAAGGUUUUUUAUCUUUUCAGAAGACUGACACCAAAGAAAUAGUUGAAGUCAAUGCAGACCUAAUCAUAGGGGCCGACGGUGCAUUUUCAGCUGUGCGCAAAGAAAUUAUGAAACAACCACUUUUUGACUACAAUCAGAAAUAUAUUGAACAUGGAUAUUUGGAAUUAUGCAUACCCCCUGAUAGCAAUGGCGGAUUUCAGAUGCCACCGAACUAUCUGCAUAUCUGGCCUAGGGGUGAAUUUAUGAUGAUCGCUCUUCCAAACCAGGACUGCUCCUGGACUGUGACACUUUUCAUGCCAUUCACACACUUCAAAAGUUUAGAUAACGAAGAUAAAUUAUUGAAGUUUUUCGAAAAAUAUUUCCCAGAUUCAAUUCCGCUGAUAGGAAAACAAAAGUUAAUAGCCGACUAUUUUGCCGGAUCAGCUUCGCCUUUGAUUGCGAUUAAGUGUCGACCUUACAAUGUAGAAGACAAAGCUCUGAUCAUUGGUGACGCAGCUCACGCUGUGGUUCCAUUUUACGGCCAAGGUAUGAACGCUGGCUUCGAAGAUUGCACGAUCCUCAAUCAAUUAUUCCAGAAGCACCAUGAUGAUCUGGCUAAAAUACUGAAAGAAUUCUCUGACACCAGAUGGGAGGAUACUUUUGCAAUUAGUGAUCUGGCUAUGUACAAUUAUAUUGAGAUGCGAGAUCUUGUAACACGACCAUCCUAUCUCCUGCGAAAAGCUAUUGAUGACGUCAUUUUUUGGUUGAUGCCCAAAGUUUGGAUUCCUCUCUACAACUCUGUGACAUUCUCCACGAUCCCAUACACUCAAUGUAUCAAAAAUCGUCAAUGGCAGGAUAAGGUUUUAAAUCGGUCACUUUUGUUCCUUGGUACCGUCACGAGUGCUGUAGGAGCGUUCUACGUUUAUAAAAAAUUUGUAGGCUUAAGCUAAUUGAAAAAAGUUAAGGAUUAGUUUUGUACACAUUCAUUGCAUUAGCAUUUACUUUAAAAAUAAUAAGUAUUAGUGUGUGUUUUAUGUUACUUCACUCACUUCGAUUUUUAAGAUCUUUUGUGUCGUUAUUUAAGCGAACUAACUAAUUAAAUAAAUUUUAAUGCAAAAUGGGAUAUUUGUAAAGUUUUAGACGUCAUAUCCAUAAUUUUAGUGUCCAUAAUUUUUCGGAAAAAUAUACUUUCCUACUUUGUGUUAAUUGGUUAUCUAACCUUGUAGAAUUAACGUGAGGUCAAAAUCUUAGUUCUAUACAACUAGGCCCUUCAACACAAAGGCAACGACCCUUCAAAGGCAGACUGGUGGAAUUAAUACUAAGCAGUUCAGAAUAUAUCCUACCGAUAGGUAAUAAAGUGAAACUACUUUUUUA